Monoraphidium neglectum is the source of this 669-nucleotide messenger RNA. RefSeq lists its product as hypothetical. Lineage: Eukaryota; Viridiplantae; Chlorophyta; Chlorophyceae; Sphaeropleales; Selenastraceae. The record is from RefSeq and is a predicted model, not a curated record. The transcript has a single exon. The coding region runs from base 1 to 669 and encodes 222 amino acids.
AUGCUGCAUGCCACGCCGGCCGCCGCCGCCCCCGCCGCCGCCGAGGCCGUGCGCCAGCCAGGCGCGCUGCCCGGCCUGAUCGCCGCAGGGGGCGCCGAUUGGUUCACCUUCGUCUCGCUCAACGCCUGGCAGCGGCUCGUGGAGGCCGGCGUGGCGAGAGAGGACCUGGCGCGGGGCGUCGCCGAGGCGGGGGCGUGCGGGGCGCUGAGGCGCAUCGCGGGCGCUGCUCAGCGGCUGUAUUCCGACAACCCCGCGAAGGACAAGGAGUUUCUGGUGCUCACCGACGGCCUCACGGCGCUGUGUCAGCACGAGCUCGCCGCCGAGGCUGUCGCCGCAAACACAGGCGUGGUGGGCGCGCUGAGGCACGCGCUGCGCAGCGGCACCCGCGUCGCGGCCGCGCUGAGGCUGCUGCUUGAACUCAAGGGCGCCACAAGGGCGGCCCCGCGGCGCGCUGCAGGCGACCUCCGCGGCGGUGGCGGCGGCGGCGGAAGCCUGGGCGACCCACAGCGCUUACAAGAGGUAGUGCGCGCCGCGGCGUCGGAGGACUCGGAUGUGUGCCUGCUCGCCUUCCGAUUCAUAGGGGCCGGCGCUGGUGUGUGGUCGGUCCCCCUGAUGGCUCCUGUCGCGGUCUCGGCGCUCCGCCAACUGAACUGGGAUUUCACAGAGUGA